AUGAAGAAGAAGGUGGUGAUCCUGCUCGUGCUGGCGCUGGCGCUGGCAUUCGCCGCGCCAACGCACGCCCAGCUGCAGCUGCUGCCAUGCCCUCCAGAAUGCGGCAAGGACAAGGGCAACACAGAGUGCCCCAACAACCUCUGCUGCAGCGCCGGCGGCCUUUGCGGCCUCGGCAACGCGUACUGCGGCGCCGGCUGCCAGAGCGGCGCCUGCCAACUCACCAGUUGUGGGACCGACCGCCCGUGCCACAACAACCAAUGCUGCAAGAACGAGAAAUGCGGCCUCGGCAGCAAAUACUGUGGCGAGGGCUGCUAUAGCGGCCCAUGCAUAGCAGACCAGAAAUGCAGCAAAGACAACAAAUGCCCUAACAACUUCUGCUGCAACAACAAAGGUUUCUGUGGACUCGGCGACAGGUACUGCAAAGUCGACGCCGAGGUCGGGUGCCAGAGUGGGCCCUGCUACAACAUCGACGACGUCGAUGACGGUAGAUCCUUUCUGGGUAGCAUACUCGACUGUCUCCUACCUUGA
Molecule: messenger RNA, 528 nt
Organism: Brachypodium distachyon (stiff brome)
Lineage: Eukaryota; Viridiplantae; Streptophyta; Magnoliopsida; Poales; Poaceae
Product: root-specific lectin
Exons: 1
Coding region: 1-528 (175 amino acids)
Molecular function (GO): chitin binding
Source: RefSeq, a predicted model, not a curated record